AUGGCUGGAACCGUCGUCAUAACAGGAGCCAAUGGCUCUCUAGCACUCGGCUUCGUUGAGGCUCUUCUGUCGCGGUAUCCUCAGCAUACACUCAUUGCUACCGUCCGAAAUGCCUCACCAGAGAAAGAUCCAAACACUGCAGAGCUUGUGAGAAUUAUCUCCAAGUACCCAAAUUCUAGGGCCAGCGUGGAAGUUCUCGACCUCGGUCAGCUUGCCAGUGUGCGCACCUUCGCGCAGAAACUAGCAGGCCUGGUUGUUUCGAAGAAAAUCCCGCGCAUCACAGCGAUAGUCUGCAAUGCUGCUACAUUGUCACUGGAAGCAGGGCAGAAGUUUACAUCUGACGGCUACGAGGCAACCUUCCAAGUCUGUCACUUAUCACACUAUCUAUUGGUCUUGAUGCUGCUUGACUGCAUGGACCCUACAUCUGGGCGUAUCGUGAUGCUAGGCUCAAUUACCCAUUAUCCCGAGAAAUCAAACCCGGUAUCCUCACUUGGUCCAUGUUUCCCGGAGAAUCUGGAAGAGCUGGUCAAGCCAACGCCUGAUCCACCGUCGCUCGUCCACGAUAGAGGUUUCCAAAGAUAUGGGACCGCAAAGCUCGCAAAUGUGACCUUUGCUCUUGAUCUCAAUGAAAGACUGAAGAGAGAUCCCAGGCUUUCGAAUGUGACCGUCACAGCCAUGGAUCCUGGUGGACUUCCGGCUUCAAGGGCGCAAACAGAGCAGAAAAAAUCCACAAAACGGAUCAUGGCAACCAUAAACUUUCUGAUGCCGGUUCUUAAGUAUGUUACCACGGCAUUUCGAACGACGGAAGAUGCUGGUCGGGAACUUGCCGCGGUUAGCGUUGAUCCCAGCUUUCAUGGUAAAAGGGGCUAUUUUGUCGGCCAAAAAGAGGGUGCUCCGGCGGCGGUUAGCAAAGAUGUCGCAAUGCAGGAAAGGCUCUGGGCGGCGUGCUGGAGAUGGUCGGGUAUGAAGUCGGAAGAAUCAGUCCUGCAAGAUUAUGCUCAUGGGCUAUGA
Molecule: messenger RNA, 1011 nt
Organism: Penicillium brasilianum
Lineage: Eukaryota; Fungi; Ascomycota; Eurotiomycetes; Eurotiales; Aspergillaceae
Source: the annotation of a GenBank genome assembly